UAUAUGCCAAAGGGAAACCUUGAAAAAUGGUUAUAUUCCCACAACUAUUGCUUGAAUAUGAUAGAAAGAUUGAAUAUAAUGAUUGAUGUUGCAUCUGCUUUGGAGUAUCUUCACCACGGUUAUUCAAUGCCCAUUGUCCACAGCGACUUGAAGCCUAGUAAUGUGCUGUUAGACGAAGACAUGGUUGCCCAUGUAAGCGACUUUGGGAUAGCAAAGUCGUUAUGCGAUGGAGAUAGCUUGGUGUUAACCAACACGCUAGCAACAUUCGGUUACAUCGCUCCAGGUAAAGAAGAAAUGAUUGACAAGAAUAUGCAGUGUGUAUCAUCCAUACUUGAAUUGGCUCUGAAAUGCUCUGCCGACUCUCUCGGGGAUAGAAUCAACAUGAAACAAGCACAUGCAGAGUUGCGGAAAAUCAAACAUCGAUUUUUCCAAUGAGAUUCAAGUAAGCUAUUUUAAAGUUCUAUGUUAUUUCUAAAAGCAUAUUGAUAUCCCAAAUUUCUAUGGCAAAGUUAGCUAAUGAAGUCUUCUUCAUUUGGUGGCUUUGAUGAGGCAUGCAGUGGAUAGUUGUGAGGUGGA
Messenger RNA from Salvia miltiorrhiza (redroot sage), 576 nucleotides. RefSeq names its product putative L-type lectin-domain containing receptor kinase V.2. The transcript is spliced from 2 exons. The record is from RefSeq and is a predicted model, not a curated record. Lineage: Eukaryota; Viridiplantae; Streptophyta; Magnoliopsida; Lamiales; Lamiaceae. Bases 4 to 435 code for a protein of 143 amino acids. Gene Ontology annotation, biological process: protein phosphorylation. Gene Ontology annotation, molecular function: ATP binding; protein kinase activity.